Molecule: messenger RNA, 1338 nt
Organism: Rotaria sordida
Lineage: Eukaryota; Metazoa; Rotifera; Eurotatoria; Philodinida; Philodinidae
Source: the annotation of a GenBank genome assembly
AUGAAAUUACGAAAUCAAACUUUAAAUGAUCCGAAUGAUGGCACAAAAUUAGCACCAGAUUCUCUAACCUCUUCAUCCUCUAAUCAAACAUUGAAUAAUUCAAUGAAAGAGAAUCGAAUAAUUCCAUUCUCCAUUGAAGAAUUAAUUCAAGCUCAACAAAAUGAUAAUUAUGCAAAAAAUAUUCUGAACAAUAUCAAGAAAUAUAAAACUUAUAUGAUCAAGGAUAAUCUCUUGAUGCGUCGAUCAAAACCAUCAGUUCCCUAUGUACCACAAGGUGAUCUUCGAAAAACAAUUUUACAAAUUUACCACGAUACUGCAGCCAAUGGUGCUCAUUUCGGAAGAGAUAAAACAAUAUAUAAAAUUAAACAACGUUAUUUUUGGCCUUCAAUGUACAAAGACAUUGAUAAUUAUGUGAAAUCAUGUAUUUUAUGUGCUCAACAUAAUCCUCGUCGAAAAAAACCUCCUGGCAAAUUACGACCAAUUAAACCUCCAGAAGGUGUAUGGCAAUUAGUAGCUAUGGAUUUUCAUGGUCCUAUUAAUCCAACAUCUCGUCGUGGCAACAAAUAUAUUAUAUGUCUUACGGAUAUUUUAUCAAAAUUUGUGGUAACAAAAGCAGUACGUGAUAAUACUGCACAAACAGCUGUUAAAUUUCUAAAAGAAGAUGUUAUUUCAAAAUUUGGUACACCUCGAUGUAUCUUAACCGACAAUGGCACUCAUUUUACAUCAACAAUUAUGAAUGAAUUAAUAAAACAAAUUGGAUCAACGCAUUUAUAUUCAACACCAUAUCAUCCUCAAUCGAAUGGUCAAGUUGAAAGAUACAAUUCAACAAUGGAUGCAAAAAUUGCAGCUUUAUCCAACAUACAGAAAACAGAUUGGGAUGACCAAUUACCAUUUGUAACAUUCAAUUACAAUACGUCGAUCCAUUCCUCGACCAAACAAAUCCCAUUCGAAAUGAUGUACGGUCGAGCACCAAUAUUACCAUUUGAUUAUCAAGGAGAUAAUGUUACAAUUCAAUAUGAUGAUGAACACGUGAAAAAACUUCAACAAUUUUUAUCAAAAUUAAAUGAACAAGCGAAAUUUAAUAUUAUUAAAAAUCAAGAACGAUACAAACAACGUUAUGAUAUAAAUCGUUCUGAUCCAUAUUAUCAAAUUGGUGAUCUUGUCCUCGUGAAAACACUCAACAUACGUCACAAAUUUGAUAUUCGUUAUGAAGGACCAUUUAGAAUCAUUCAAAUCAUUACACCCAAAACAUUCAUUGUUCAACACGUCAAAAAACCAACAUUAUAUCGUCAAGUUACAACCGACGUGUUACUACCAAUAUUUGAACGAAUGUAUUAA